GACGGACGGGGGAACCAAGAUGGCGUUUCUACGCUGUAGGCGAGACCCGUGUGGAUUUAUAUGUCUCAUACUAACUUAUUUCAGCGUCUUUUACGCCGAUUAUGUGGUGAUUCAGUAUGUCCUCAUCCCUGCCUACUCGGGAAGUGUGUGGUGUACACUACAUGGGUCAGUGUUUAACUUGAUUCUACUACUGCUGCUGGCCUGUCACUCCAAAGCUGUCUUCUCAGACCCAGGUAUGGUUCCCCUACCAGAGACGGCUAUCGACUUCUCUGACCUGAGGUCCCAGAAUUCACACAUGAAUGAGAGGGGUUGUGAGGGCUGGACUGUUUGUAGUCGUUGUGAGACCUACCGCCCCCCCAGAGCUCACCACUGUAGAGUAUGUCAACGAUGCAUACGACGCAUGGACCACCACUGUCCCUGGAUCAAUAACUGUGUUGGAGAGUUGAACCAGAAGUACUUCAUCCAGUUUCUCUUCUAUACAGGUAUGGCCAGUCUCUACUCCAUGGCUCUGGUGGUGUCAGCCUGGGUGUGGAGAAUACGGAGCGAGAGAGACGGGGAAGGAGAGAAGGAAGGAGAGGAGUCUCCCAGCAAACACCUGAUUGUAGCUCACUACAUCAUUCUCCUGGUUGAGUCGGUGUUGUUUGGAGUGUUCGUCAUGGUUAUCUUCUACGACCAGUUGGUGUCCAUUAUAACAGAUGAAACUCCUAUAGAACAUUUGAGGAACAGACUGAUGAAAGACAGAACAUCGAUCACCAGCAGCACCUCUGAGCCAUCGACACACAUCCCACACACACGCAAGCCCAAACUAGCCCUGCUCAGAGAGGUCUUCGGGAGAGGGUCAGUGUUCUGUUGGCUGUUCCCUCUACAUUCCAGUCCCCCUACCGUCGGUGGAAUCAGCUACUCGGCUGUUCCGGAUUAUGAUGUGUGACGUUCCCGCAACCUUCAAACAACAUUCUGUGAUAGCAGCGUUUUAACGUUCCUUCAACGUUGUGGUUACGUUACGGUCAUCGUAUAAUUAGGGCUGUCAAAUGAUUAAUUGAAUUCGUGGCGUUAGUUAAUCGCAAUUCGUCACAAUAUUUGACACACACACACACCUACUCUCUCACACACACACCUACUCUCUCACACACACCUACUCUCUCUCUCACACACCUACUCUCUCUCUCACACACACCUACUCUCUCUCACACACACCUACUCUCUCUCACACACACCUACUCUCUCUCUCACACACACCUACUCUCUCUCUCACACACACCUACUCUCUCUCACACACACCUACUCUCUCUCACACACACACCUACUCUCUCUCACACACACCUACUCUCUCUCUCACACACACCUACUCUCUCUCUCACACACACCUACUCUCUCUCUCACACACACCUACUCUCUCUCACACACACCUACUCUCUCUCACACACACACCUACUCUCUCUCUCACACACACCUACUCUCUCUCACACACACCUACUCUCUCUCUCACACACACCUACUCUCUCUCUCACACACACCUACUCUCUCUCGCACACACCUACUCUCUCUCUCACACACCUACUCUCUCUCUCUCACACUCACACACACAUCAUAGCCUUCCUUUUCAGUUCUGCCCCUGCCAUCCAAAUUGUGCGUAGCCUAGUCCGUGGUUAUCAGGUUUCUAUCCCGUUAGGUAACAUGACUAGCUAGCUAAACAAUGUUUAUCAAACCAAACAAUGUGUUUAAAAACGGCCGGCGACAUGCUCACGAAUCCACAAAAAGAAAGGAAAUGCAGAGCUCAGACAUGAUUUUGGCUCGCGGUCUAAAGUGAUGUAGUGGCUCUGUUGCGUUUUAAGAGAUACGAUUAACAAAAAUAUUUACAGCGAUUUUCAAAAUGUUAUUAAACGCGUUAACUUCGACAGCCCUAAAUAUAGUAUACAGGUUAAUAUCAUAGGUUACUGAAAUGUUUGGUUAACUAACAUUCCCACAACGUUAGGGGAUCAUGGUAACCUUUUCAAAAAAUAAUGUUCCUUCAAUGUUGUGUAUGCGUUAGGGUCAGGUCACUGAACGAUUACAUGGAAGUUUUGGUUACUGCAGUUUUACGUGAAGGUUGGGUGUUGAGGGAAGGUUGGGUGUUGAGGGAAGGUUGGGUGUUGAGGGAAGGUUGGGUGUUGAGGGAAGGUUAGUUUUAGGUGUUGGGGGAAGGUUAGUUUUAGGUGUUGGGGGAAGGUUAGUUUUAGGUGUUGGGGGAAGGUUAGUUUUAGGUGUUGGGGGAAGGUUAGUUUUAGGUGUUGGGGGAAGAUUAGUUUUAGGUGUUGGGGGAAGGUUAGUUUUAGGUGUUGGGGGAAGGUUAGUUUUAGGUGUUGGGGGAAGGUUAGUUUUAGAUGUUGAGGGAAGGUUAGUUUUAGGUGUUGGGGGAAGGUUAGUUUUAGAUGUUGGGGGAAGGUUAGUUUUAGGUGUUGGGGGAAGGUUAGUUUUAGGUGUUGGGGGAAGGUUAGUUUUAGGUGUUGGGGGAAGGUUAGUUUUAGAUGUUGGGGGAAGGUUAGUUUUAGGUGUUGGGGGAAGGUUAGUUUUAGAUGUUGGGGGAAGGUUGAGGUUACAGUAUUUGAUACGAUAUUACUGAUUAUACUACUGAUGUAUUCUGACUUGUUACACACUACCACUACCACACACACUACCACACACACUACCACUACCACACACACUACCACUACCACACACACUACCACUACCACACACACUACCACUACCACUACCACACACACUAACACUACCACACACACUACCACUACCACACACACUACCACACACUACCACACACACUACCACUACCACACACACUACCACUACCACACACACUACCACUACCACACACACUACCACACACACUACCACUACCACACACACUACCACACACUACCACACACACUACCACUACCACACACACUACCACUACCACACACACUACCACACACACUACCACUACCACACACUACCACUUCCACAGUCAGAAUUUGUCUCAGUGAAGGAAUCACUUCGGUUGUUGACUGUGAGGGAAGAUGAAUCUGAACAUGAUUUAUUUAUAUAGACUACUUUCCAUCUCUACCUGUGUGUGUGUUUGUGGUUAAACGUUUUACCUACCUACAGAUCAGACCUGGGGUUUAAAUACUUUUAAAAAGUUGUGCGUUUGCUUCAGUCCGCCUCGAAUGCCAGAUGGCCAGUGUUUGUACUUUUGGGACUUUUCUAUUUUUAUUUUUUAACUUUUUUUAAUGUCGAGAAGCUCAAUCAAGCCUAGAUACUUUUUCUGAAAUUGUGUCGAAUAGUAUUUGAACCCAGGUCUACUACCUGUACUCACACUGAGUGCACAAAACAUUAAGAACACCUGCUCUUUCCAUGACACAGACUGACCAGGUGAAUCCAGGUGAAAGCUAUGAUCCCUUAUUGAUGUCACCUGUUAAAUCCACUUCAAUCAGUGGAGAUGAAGGGGAGGAGACGGGUUAAAGAAGGAUUUUUAAGCCUUGAGACAAUUGAGACAUGGAGUGUGUAUGUGUGUUAUUCAGAGGGUGAAAGGUCAAGACAAAAUAUUGAAGUGCUUUUGAACAGGGUAUGAUACUAUGUUCCAGGCGCGCCGGUUUGUGUCAAUGUAACAGCUUAACUUUGGACCGUCCCCUCGCCCCGACCCGGGCUCGAACCAGGGACCCUCUGCACACAUCAACAACAGUCACCCACGAAGCAUCGUUACCCAUCGCUCCACAAAAGCCACGGCUCUUGCAGAGUAAAGGGGAACAACUACUUCAAGGUCUCAGAGCGAGUGACGUCACCGAUUUGAAAUGCUAUUAGCGCGCACCACCGCUAACUAGCUAGCCAUUUCACAUCGGUUACAUCAAGAAAUGUAAGGCUGCUGGGUUUUUCAGUUUCCCAUAUGUAUCAAGAAUGGUCCGACACCCAAAGGACAUCCAGCCUUUGGUACAACUGUAGGAAGCAUGUGGAGUCAACAUGGGCCAGUAUGCCUGUGGAACGCUUUUGACAUCUUGUAGAGUUCAUGUCCCAACGAAUUGAGCGUGUUCUGAGGGCAAAGGUUUGCUGUACUCAACAUGAGGAAGGUGUUCUUAAUAUUUAGUUUGGUCAGUAGUCAACAUUAGGAAGGUGUUCUUAAUAUUUAGUAUGGUCAGUAGUCAACAUGAGGAAGGUGUUCUUAAUAUUUAGUAUGGUCAGUACUCAACAUUAGGAAGGUCUUCUUAAUAUUUAGUAUGGUGAGUACUCAACAUUAGGAAGGUGUUCUUAAUAUUUAGUAUGGUCAGUACUCAACAUUAGGAAGGUGUUCUUAAUAUUUAGUAUGGUCAGUACUCAACAUUAGGAAGGUGUUCUUAAUAUUUAGUAUGGUCAGUACUCAACAUUUGGAAGGUGUUCUUAAUAUUUAGUAUGGUCAGUAGUCAACAUUAGGAAGGUGUUCUUAAUAUUUAGUAUGGUCAGUAGUCAACAUUUGGAAGGUGUUCUUAAUAUUCAGUAUACUCAGUGUAUUUUAUGUGUUCUAUUCAUAUGAAGGGGAGAUAUGGUAUUUGUCCCAAACAGCACCUUUAUUUAUUUAACUAGGCAAGUCCGUUAAGAACAAAUUCUUAUUUUCAAUGGCGGCCUUGAAGUGGGUUAACUGCCCUGUUCAGGGGCAGAACGACAGAUUUGUACCUUGUCAGCUCGGGGGUAUGAACUUGCAACCUUUUCGGUUACUAGUCCAACGCUCUAACCACUAGGCUACCCUGCCGCCCCAACCCUAUUCUCCCUAUAUAGUUUUGAGACGGCGACCAUUACGUUGAUUCUAACAACAUGAUCAGGGUACUUGGUUUGCCUCUUGGUUCUAUGUUGAAACGUUUUACAGCUUUUAUUUAUUUAUAAUGAUAUUGUUACUGGCUGCGUCCUGGUCCCAAAAUGGCACCCGUUAUUCCCUAUUUCAGUGCACUACUUUUGACCAGAGCCCCUACGGUGCAUUCUGUAGGGAAUAGGGCGCCAUCAGGGAUACCGACUCGUUUUUUUUAAUCUUGAUUUUGUUUUGUUGACAGCGGAGUGGAAUGUAUAUAUGUGUACAGAGGAGGAAUCAUGUUUCAUGAUGACGUUUACAUUUAUUAAUAUAUCGAUAUUUUACUGUGCAUCUGUCCCAAAUGGCACUCUUAUUCCCAAUUUAGUGCACUACUUUUAAAGGGAAUGGGGCGCCAUUUUGGACGUAUUGUGUGUAUCUCUGACUGUGAACUACAACUGUGUGUGUUUUCUAAAUGCUGCUGGGUACUACUGCAUUAUGUGGAAGUAAAAUAUUUUAAAUCUGGUA
Oncorhynchus masou masou (cherry salmon) is the source of this 5293-nucleotide messenger RNA. RefSeq names its product zf-DHHC domain-containing protein. Gene Ontology annotation, molecular function: palmitoyltransferase activity. The transcript is spliced from 10 exons. The record is from RefSeq and is a predicted model, not a curated record. NCBI's taxonomy places the organism in Eukaryota, Metazoa, Chordata, Actinopteri, Salmoniformes, Salmonidae. The coding region runs from base 20 to 928 and encodes 302 amino acids.